Trichoderma gamsii is the source of this 573-nucleotide messenger RNA. RefSeq lists its product as hypothetical. NCBI's taxonomy places the organism in Eukaryota, Fungi, Ascomycota, Sordariomycetes, Hypocreales, Hypocreaceae. The transcript has a single exon. The record is from RefSeq and is a predicted model, not a curated record. The coding region runs from base 1 to 573 and encodes 190 amino acids.
AUGUGGGAACCGAGGAAGCGCCGCACUGUGGGUGGCGGCGCUGCAGAGGCAGUGGCUGACAGUGCGGUGACCAUCGACGGCACGUUGUGGGCAGCCAACAGAUGGUGGGAUGAAUGGUCUCAGAUACGGGCUGCUUGGACGGAAACCGCAGAAAGUGGACAAUCAGCCCAGCCUUGGUUGAGAGCCAAGCAGCUUAGCUCCAAACUCCGGACGGGGAACAAACGAGCAGUGUGCCCUGGAACAGCGCCGAAAGCGAACCCGCUGACGGGGCUCGGAGGCUUUUUUCUCGCCCUGGACCUUGCUACUGCGACUGAACGCGGUACUACAGCACGCGGCGGGGAAACUACAGACGCUGCCGCAACGUGCGCUGAUGGGGAAGGGGCCCCGGGCAGUGGGCAGUGGGCGCUACCAGCUGCUAAUAGCCGGCGUCUGCCUGUUCUCGAUGCGCCGAUUCUUGGGCCAGCGGUCGGCUCAACAAAGCUUCAAUGGGGCGGGUCGCAAAUCAAUCGCCAGCUACACCUAUUUGUGCGACGAAACAUCCGUCACGUCAUUUUAUCCGCAGGGACAGUUUGA